Messenger RNA from Solea senegalensis (Senegalese sole), 2959 nucleotides. Its product is annotated as extracellular calcium-sensing receptor-like. Bases 76 to 2586 code for a protein of 836 amino acids. Gene Ontology annotation, cellular component: membrane. Lineage: Eukaryota; Metazoa; Chordata; Actinopteri; Pleuronectiformes; Soleidae. The transcript is spliced from 10 exons. Gene Ontology annotation, molecular function: G protein-coupled receptor activity. The record is from RefSeq and is a predicted model, not a curated record. Gene Ontology annotation, biological process: G protein-coupled receptor signaling pathway.
UCAGGAGGUGUGAUACUGUAGCCUUUAUAAAGUGCCUUAUCGUUUCUUCUCAUUGUCUCAUCCCAGUGAAACAUUAUGACUUCACUUGCUUUAUAUUCUUUGCUUUACUCUAUCAGUGUCCUAACUUUAACUGAUAGCUCACUUUCCAGCAUCACCACUGCAGCUCCACCAGCAACCUCAAAGUGCACUCUUCUAAACAGCUUCCAGCCAGGAUUUGUGGUCCAGGGUGACUAUGUCAUUGGUGGGAUUUUCCCCCUUCAUUUUAAUCUGAAAAUGCCAGACCAUAACGACACCUACAGACCACCACCAAUAAAUUGCAAUGGACUUUUUCCCAGGGCUUUCCGGUGGGCUCAGACUAUGAGACUGGCAGUGGAGGAGAUAAACCAGAAUCCAGUGCUGUUGCCGAAUCACACUCUGGGCUACAAAAUCUUCGAUUCGUGUAGAUAUCCACUGACAGGACAGAGAGCUGUUUUAUCAAUGCUGAAUGGGGUUAAUGAGGAAAACUCUUCUAUGUGCACAAAUGCCUCAUCACUCCUCGCUGUGAUUGGGGCUUCUGGAUCUGCUCAAUCUAUUGUUGUGUCAAAAAUCUUGCAGCCAUUCAGGAUCUCCAUGAUCAGCUACGCUUCUUCAUGUGCAUGUUUGUCAGACAGACAAAAAUAUCCAACCUUCUUCAGAGUAAUUCCUAGUGAUGACUAUCAGGUGAAAGCUAUUGCACAGCUGCUGGUGCACUUUAACUGGACUUGGGUGGGGCUGCUGCGAGGAGACAAUGAUUAUGGCCGCUUUGCUGCAAAAGGUUUACUGAGAGAAUUACAGGAAACCAAAGUAUGUGUAGCGUACCAAGAAAUUAUUCCUCUGCUCUACAAUCGCCAGACGGGAGUAAGGAUAAUGAAGGUGAUGCGUAGCUCUACUGCAAAAGUGGUGGUGGUAUUUGCAGCUGAGGGGGAUAUGACACCUUUCUUGAGAGAGUACAUGACUCAGAACAUCACUGGAAUACAGUGGGUGGCAAGUGAGGCUUGGGUCACAGCAUCAGUCUUUUCAGGGAGAGAGUAUUACCCUUACUUGGGAGGAACCAUUGGGUUUGGCGUCAGAAAAGGUCAUAUCUCCAGACUGGGUGACUUCCUGCAGACAGUAAACCCUAUGAGAUAUCCUGGCAAUGUUCUGAUGCCGCCCUGCUCAGGGCAGGAGUCUCUGCUAGAACAGCACUCAGCCUACAUGAAUACAUCCAGCCCUAGAAUCGCCUAUAAUGUCUACAAGUCUGUAUAUGCCAUUGCGCAUUCCCUGCACGACCUCCUACUCUGUCAGCCAGGGAGGGGACCUUUUCAGAACAACUCAUGUGCUCAGAGCAACAACAUACACCCUUGGCAGCUGCAACACUACCUCCAGGAAGUGAACUUUCAGAUUGCUGGUGAGGAGGUGGACUUUGAUGCCAAGGGCGACUCUGUACCCUAUUAUGAUAUUAUCAACUGGCAGAGAGGCCCAGAAGGAAACAUUGAAUUUGUCAAUGUGGGUUUGUUUGAUGGAACCAAGGCUGUUGGAGAGGAGCUGUUGAUCCAGGAGAACGGGAUAAUAGUGAUGUCUGUGUGCAGUGCCAGUUGUCUUCCAGGCUUCCGGAAGGCUGUCCGUCGUGGGGAGCCUAUCUGCUGCUUUGACUGUGUACCAUGUGACAGUGGCAAAAUUAACAAUGAGACAAUAGAUUGUACAAUGUGUCCUGAGGACUUCUGGUCAAACAAUGACAGAACAGCCUGCAUCUCCAAGAAAGUGGAGUACUUGACCUUCGAUUUAUUGGGAAUAGCCCUGACACUGAUGUCUGUGGUGGGCGCCUGCUUCACUCUGGCUGUCUGUGGAGUCUUCUUCUGUCACAGACACACAGCCAUUGUCCGUGUGAAUAACUCUGAGCUCAGUUUCUUCAUACUGUUUGCACUGACUCUGUGUUUCCUGUGUUCUCUGCUUUUCAUUGGAAAGCCAACAUAUUGGUCCUGCAUGCUCCGCCACACUGCCUUUAGCAUCACAUUUUCACUGUGUAUUUCCUGCAUCCUGGGGAAGACCCUGGUGGUACUGGCUGCAUUCACUGCCACCAGGCCAGGGCACAACAUCAUGAAGUGGCUGGGGCCUAAGCAGCAGAGAACCAUCAUCUCCAGCUGCACUCUGGUUCAGGUGGUUAUCUGUGCUGCCUGGCUCAUUGAUGCUCCCCCGUUUCCAUCCAGAAAUACACAAUAUGAACAUUCAAAGAUCAUACUAGAGUGUAGUGUGGGCUCUAGCCUGGCAUUCUGGUGCGUUCUUGGAUAUAUUGGUCUGCAGGCCUGUCUGUGCUUUGUUUUGGCUUUUCUGGCCCGAAAGUUGCCGGGGAACUUCAACGAGGCCAAGUUCAUCACAUUCAGCAUGCUAAUCUUCUGUGCUGUGUGGCUAGCAUUCAUCCCUGCUUAUAUCAGCUCCCCUGGAAAUUAUGCAGAUGCAGUUGAGUCAUUUGCCAUUUUGGCCUCCAGCUUUGGCUUAUUGUUCUGCCUGUUUGCUCCAAAGAGUUACAUUAUUUUACUGAAGCCUGAAAAGAAUACAAAACAGCACCUGAUGGGGAAAGAAAAGAAAUGAUGAAACACAAAUUAACCCAAAGUUAUUGAAUUAUUAGCAAAUGGACUUGUAGAUUUCGUUCAUUGACUUAUGGAUAAGUAACCAUUUAAACAUGUUAAUUAAUCAAUGUUGUUUUGAUAUUGUUUUGAUCUUUCUGCCACGUCCAGGUCGUUUAACCAAUGUUUCUUUAAACGUGAAAACUAUAUUUCCAACUUUGUCUAUAGAAAAAUUUGGUGCCUUUGCCAUCUUUUUUGUCAUUUUUCCUUGUUUGUUCAAGGCAAUGAUCUCUUAUCUGAACUUUUUGUACAAUUCCUUUCACUUAGCCAUAUUUCUAAAAUGCAGUCAAACGUUAAGGUCCAGUUAGGUAUUCUUGGGAUGAGAUGUGAUUCCAAAA